AUGAAACACCGCCGCACGUCUUCCAGUAAAAUGGGGGAGACCACUGGUGGGGGAUCAGCAAAAAAACCAUUUAAAUCGCAAAAUCAACAAAGGCCUUCCAGCAAAAAAAAGGGAACAGAUGCAGAAGGAAGAAAACAAGAUCAAAAAAGAAAGGAGGUCACUCAGACAUGCAAAAGGAAAGCUAAGGAUCACGAGGACUAUUCCCCAGCAGCAGAAAAAGGUUUGUCAAAAAAGGUGAAGCUAACCAGUGCUAAAAUAGAAUCUUGGCAGACUCUGUCAGAGAGCAGUAGGCAGUUUUUGGAAACUAUAAUGGAUUCAGUAAUACUAUCUGUUUUGUGCAAACAAAGGGAGAGGAAAGAUGAUGUUCAGAAGCACCUCAAUUUACUGAAAGAAAGGGUACUGAGAUUUUUCAAGACUUUAAAGGUGCCUCCAGGGAAGCUGGGCAACCUGAAGAAUGUCCUGAGCCUUCAAAUGGCAGAGAAACAAAUGCUUGAGACAAAUGAAGAGUCUUUGGUACAAUUGCAGGAAGAAAUAAAUGAAGCUGAGAGAUCAGCAGAACGCACUGAAGAAACUAUACAGCAACUGCAGUACAAAAUCCAGGUGCUCAAGAACCAGUUAGAGGAAGAUGAAAAAAAGGCCAGGAAGGUAUUCCAGGAAAAUGGCAGUGGAGUGCUCCACCUUCCAGAACUCCCCCAGCGCAGUUUACAGGCACCCACUUUGCAGGAAGAAAUUUUGAAGAUAAAAAAUCAGAAAGGUCUUUUAAAGGAUAUGAACACUAUUCAGCAGUCAGCUGACUUGAAGAACAUGUUAACCCUCAUUGAAAAGACCUAUGAGAAGGUAGACUUCAUUUGA
Molecule: messenger RNA, 852 nt
Organism: Pelecanus crispus (Dalmatian pelican)
Lineage: Eukaryota; Metazoa; Chordata; Aves; Pelecaniformes; Pelecanidae
Gene: CENPQ
Product: centromere protein Q
Cellular component (GO): nucleus
Source: RefSeq, a predicted model, not a curated record